This is a messenger RNA of Tetrahymena thermophila SB210, 1308 nucleotides long. RefSeq names its product tetratricopeptide repeat protein. Gene Ontology annotation, molecular function: protein binding. Lineage: Eukaryota; Ciliophora; Oligohymenophorea; Hymenostomatida; Tetrahymenidae. The transcript has 2 exons. The record is from RefSeq and is a predicted model, not a curated record.
AUGUCCGAGAUAGUUUAUAAAUAAGAAUCAGAUCCUUAAACUCUUUUGCAAUAAGAAGUUAGUCAGGCUCUUCAACAAAAGCAGAUUUUUUAAAGUGUUGAGAUCGUGCAAGAAAAUAAUGAAGAAAAAACAGAGACUCAUAAAUUAGAACAAAAACUAAAUUCUGAAAACUCACCUUCAAAUUCUCCUGGAAAUCCAUAAGAAGAAGAAGCUCCUGAAGUUUCUAAGUAGUCAAAUGAAUAAUUCUAAUAAUUGCCAGUGUAGGAAACCAGCGAAGAACAAGAAAUUGAUUUAUAGAAAACAGUUAUUGUAGACUAAUCUAAUUUGAAGUCAUAAGAGGUUACUUUUACUGAAAAAUAAGAAGAAAAGAUAUAAAAUGAAAUUCCAAGUAAUAAUGAAUAAAUAUAAAUUUAAGAAGAAGUUAAGUAAGAAUAAGUUUAAUAAUAAAAUUAAGAAGAUGCUUAAAAAGAAGAAUAAUAAUAAUAAUAAGCUUCUUCAGGUACUGCUGAAGCAACUAACACUAUGUACACUGUAGAUAAGAGAAUGUAAAUAGCAAAUCAAUACAAAGACUAAGCUAGAGAUUUAAUUAAAGAAAAAAAAUAUCAAGAUGCUUUAGUGCUUUACCAACAAGCUCUCGAUAUCACUAAUCCAACUUACUUUAGAUAUAUUAAUGAGCAAACAAAAAUUGAGUAUUAGCAACUAUCAACUUAGUUGCUUAACAAUUUAGCUAUUUGCUACUACAACCUAGGGUAAUAUUAAAUUGCCGCUCAAAUUAGUGAACAAACACUUAUCAUAGAUCCUAAAAACUUGAAGGCUAUGUACAGACGUGCAGUUUGCUACAAAAACCUAGGAGAUUAUGAAAGAGCUUACGAGUGUAUUAAAAACGCUGUUAAGUCUGGUGGAAAUGAAAGCAAAGAUAUAUAUGCUGAAUAUGAAAACAUCAAAAAACUUUACAAAGAAUAUAUAGAUUUAAAUAAAGAAAGAGAGAAAGAAGUGUAUGGAAGAAUGAUGAAUUCAAGCAAAGUUUCAGAAGAAAAGAAGAAAUAGCAAUAAUAACUAUAAACUAAGUAGGACAUAGAUGCUUUAAUUAAUUCUCUUUUCUUUUUUGGAUCUUCAGCUAUGUCUUUCUUAGUUGCUUCUAAGAUUAUGAAAGUAGAUGUCACAAGCAAAACUGGAUUUUCUCUCACUGGAUGUUUAGCUUCUUCUAUCUAUGCUUCUUACUACUUCGAAAAGAAGUGGGUCAAAGGUGUCUUUGGUCUCUGUGCAGCAUUAAUCUUCGGAUAUAUGUACAAAAAGUAAUUUGCAUGA